Messenger RNA from Sinocyclocheilus anshuiensis, 2026 nucleotides. Its product is annotated as RUN domain-containing protein 1-like. The transcript has 6 exons. Lineage: Eukaryota; Metazoa; Chordata; Actinopteri; Cypriniformes; Cyprinidae. The record is from RefSeq and is a predicted model, not a curated record. Bases 234 to 1949 code for a protein of 571 amino acids.
CGGCACGUUCGUUGGAACUCUGGUGCGUUGGUUCCAUAUUACCUCAAGAUCUCAGUCGUUUCGAUUACGUUGCAAUGUUUUCUGAAGACGCAAGUGUAACACUGCGCUGCACCUGCUAAAGCAGCGGCUGCGUAUAUUCUGAAUUCACGCUAAACAGCUGCGCAUCAAUUAAGUUGGUCGAGGUUGUUCUCGGUUAAAGGACAGCCAGGCUGUCUUCCUCAACUAUCAAUCACAUGUCGACGGAAGAUCUGUCCACUUCCGACAGCGAAGCUGCCUUCGCGGGAGCCGGGGAGCGCUGGGCGCCGGUGGGAGCCGUGGCCAACCCGGAGGAUGAGCAGUGGAAGCAGGGCACGCAGACUGGCUCUGUGUCGUCCAGCGAUGCAGACCUGGUAUCCAGGCUGAGGAAGCUGGAGGAUGAGCAGGAGCAGCUGAACUCGUCGCUCCUCGCGUUAACGUCUCACUUCGCUCAAGUGCAGUUUCGGCUGAAACAGAUCGUCCACGCGCAGAGCGACGAGAAAGAGAGGAUGCUGCUGGAGCUGGAGGAGUUUGCCUUCAAAGGAUGCCCUCAUGUCAUAGGCUGCAGGGCACAUGAUGCUCAGAUGCUGGAAAACUCUGAUGAAUUGAGUGAAAGAGAGAAGAGGGAACGCUUGGAAGCUCAGAGAAAGAAGCAGAAGGAGCUGAUUUUCCAGCUGAAGACUCAACUCGACGACCUGGAACGCUUCGCCUACCAGGAGGGCAGCUAUGACUCACUGCCUCAGUCUGUGGUCAUGGAGAGACAGAGGGUGAUCAUUGAUGAGCUGAUUAAGAAGCUGGAUGUGAAUCUGAAUGAAGACAUUGGGAACCUCACUCCAGAGGAGCUCCGACAGAGAGUGGACGCCGCUAUAGCUCAGAUAGUCAACCCGGCUCGAGUCAAAGAGCAGCUGGUUGAGCAGCUCAAGACACAAAUCAGAGACCUGGAGAUGUUCAUUAACUUCAUACAGGAUGAAGUGGGGAACCCUCUGUUAAAUGAUGGUGUGAAGAGCCAGCAGGCCCGUGCUGCCGGACCAAACACUGGAGCCACUGGAGGGAUGAAGCGAGUGGAUCCCGAACAGGCCCAGAGGAUGCGGGAAACCGGGUUUCAGCUGAUCCAGAAAGCCUUAGCGGUGCUGCAGAUCUUUGCUCUGAGUCAGUUCGGAUGCGCCGCGGGUCACGUGCCCCAGAACGUGUGGUCUCAGGGUGGCGAGGCUCAAGAUUAUGGCCCCCUGCUCCAGAAACUCGAAGGAGCCGUGGAGCGUGUACGUCUGCAAGCCUCCCGCCAGCAGCCCAGCUCUCAGGACGAACACGUGGUCAGCUACUCUGCCUGCCUGAUGCCUGGAGGACCUCGGGAUGAACUCACCGCUUCUGUGCGUAAAGAACUGGCCUUGGCGCUCCGGGACCUGCUGGCCCACGGACUGUACGCUCCCUCUCAAGGCAUGAGCCUGGUCCUCGCCCCCAUUUCCUGCCUGCUGCCCUUCAGCUCUUCUCCCCAGACCCUGCAUCCCUGGGAACUUUUCAUCAAGUACUAUCAUUCCAAAAACGGCCAGGCUUUUGUGGAAUCGCCCGCCCGCCAGCUCUCUCAAUCCUUCAGUUUGCCUGUAGGGGGCGGUCCUGUGACGGUCACGCCCAAGCAGUCUCUGUUAUGGGCCAUCCAUACGGUUCUUAAAGAGCAUGGGCGAUUCAAGCGCAGCGCGGACUCUGAGUUUAAGGCCUUGUUGUGCGUGGCGCUCAAUGAGCAGAGGCUUGUGUCCUGGCUCAACCUGCUGUGUAAGUCUGGGACGCUCAUCCACUCACACUACCAGCCCUGGAGCUACAUGGCCCAGACGGGCUUCGAAGGUGCCCUGCGUAUCUUGGGCCGCCUCAGCCAUCUCACAUUCAGCCUUCCUGUAGAUUUGGCUGUCAGGCAGCUUAAAAAUAUCAAAGAUGCUUUCUAAGUAAAAGAAAUAUAUGGGAAUUUUGAUGGGUUGAGAAAAAAGGGGAACCCUCCCAACCUUCAUAAUCUUAAAAAAAA